Capronia coronata CBS 617.96 is the source of this 831-nucleotide messenger RNA. RefSeq lists its product as uncharacterized. The record is from RefSeq and is a predicted model, not a curated record. Bases 1 to 831 code for a protein of 276 amino acids. NCBI's taxonomy places the organism in Eukaryota, Fungi, Ascomycota, Eurotiomycetes, Chaetothyriales, Herpotrichiellaceae. The transcript has a single exon. Gene Ontology annotation, molecular function: hydrolase activity.
AUGUCGACACAAAUCGGCAUGGGCGCAUGCUGCCUCUCGGGCGCCGUGCACAGCGGAAGUCCACAAGGCCACGAAACCACGAUCGGCAGCCUACCAACCUACGUCGCCGAACCGGAGAGCAAGUCCAAGGCGAAAUGCGUCGUGUUCAUAGUGGACAUAUUCGGCUGGAAAUUCAAGAACGUGCGCCUACUCGCCGACCAGUACGCCCAAGCCGGGUUCUACUGCUACAUCCCGGACGUGCACGCGGGCGACUCCCUGCCGAUUGAGUUCUUGCAGAGCAUCGAGCCGCCGCUGAAGGUCAAGGAGCAGGAAGGCCUACUGGCCAAGGCGAAAGAGACGGUCGACGUGAUGGCCACGCUGGGGCCGUGGUUGGCCAAACACCGCGAAGGGGUCUCGGAGCCGAUUGUUUCCGGCUUCAUGGACGCGGUGCGAGGUGUCGAGGACACGCAAAAGAUAGGCGCCAUCGGGUUCUGCUGGGGCGGGCGCUAUGCCAUUAUGCAGGGCCAUAAGCGGGAGGAGGGGCAGAAGGGCGGCGUGGAUGCCGUUUACGCGUGUCAUCCGUCCUUACUAUCCAUCCCGGCCGAUUUGACUCCGGUCGUGAAACCCGUCAGUCUUGCCGUCGGGGAGAAGGAUUCCAUGCUGGAUUUGAAGUCCGUCGAGCAGAUCAAAGAGACGCUGGAGAAGAACGGCGUUCCCACUGAAGUCAGGAUCUAUGAUAGUCAGGUUCAUGGGUUUGCGUUGCGCAGUGAUUGGAGCAGUGAUGCCGAUAAGAAGGCCAUGGAUGAUGCCGCGAAGCAAGGUAUUGAGUGGUUUAACAAAUACCUUGCCUAG